This is a messenger RNA of Paramecium pentaurelia, 889 nucleotides long. The record is from the annotation of a GenBank genome assembly. Lineage: Eukaryota; Ciliophora; Oligohymenophorea; Peniculida; Parameciidae.
AAUGAUUAGUGGAGCAUUCCGAAGAUCAUUUAUAGGCAGAGCUCACUUUGGUCUUGUUUCAGAAUAUAAUAGUAGAGUCAAUUAGAAGUUAUACAAGGGAGUAUAAGUAUCAGAAGCACCACAAUUCUUUACUACAUCUGCAAGACCAGGAAAUUUCGGAGAUCAUAUUGAUUUCAAAGUUUAAAUGGAUAAUUGGUUUGAUGAAAAUAGGUACUCAUAAUUUAAGAUAUUUAAUUUAGAGUCCAUAAUGAACAUGAGACUGAAAUUAAAAGAACAUAAAUUUAUGCAUUGAAUGCUGUUUAUUAUGGUGGAUUGCUUUCUUUUGCAAGAUUGUUUGCAGUAGGACUUAUAGGCAGAUUAAAUGGUUGGAAGAGAUAUGAUAGAGACACAUACCUUGAGAUGGAGUAAUAAUUAACAUUUAGUGCAUAGCAUCGGAGAUUUACCACCAGGUGAAGUCAUGUAAAUUGUUUGGAAUGGUACACCAGUAUUCAUUAGAAGAUUGACAUAAUAAGAAAUUAAGGAUGAAGAUAACUUACCAAAAGAAACAAUUUUAGAUCCAAAGUAUAUACUUAAAUUUAAUUCUUAGUUCUGAAGUUGUACUUACUAAUUGUGGAAAUACUAAAGUUUUGGUUGUUAGUGCAUUGUGCACACAUUUGGGAUGCAUUCCAAUCCCAUAUUUAGGUGCUUAUAAUGUAAAAUGAUCAUUUACAAUUAUAGGGUUGGGUGUGUAUUUGUCAUGGUUCAGUGUAUGACAAAUAUGCAAGAGUGAGAUAAGGACCAGCAUUGUAAAAUUUACCAUUCAUUAAUAACUCAAUUUAUGAUGAUGUUAUUGUCUGCAUUGAAGAAAUGAAAUUCCCAAGAGAACCAAGUUAAAGAUAUUGGACUUGAA